GCAGGGGCAGGGGCGUGAAACUCCUAUACAAAUGACAGCUACAAAAAUGUUCAUAGAAACUAGCGCCAUCCCGUGGUUAAGGGCAACAAUACAUUUUAGAUUUUGCUUUUUUUUCUCAAUAGAUGGCAUUAUAUCAAUUAUAUUUAUAGACAUUGUAAAAAACAACACUAUAAUGUGUUUGUUUAUAUAAAUAAUAAAUAAAAUAUGAUUUAAAGUAUCACAUCUAGUCAUUUUAAAAAUAAAUUAUUUUAAUAGUUAUAGUUACGGAUAUAGUUUAUGUGCUGGAGUGUCUAUGGUUGGGGAUUUGAAGUGCCAUUUUGUUUUCAAAACUUUCAAAACAAUUUUCUUUGCUUUUCUGACGUUUCGCUGGUGUUAUAAUUGUGCUUUUUUAUUAAUUUUUUGACGACUUGGCUAUCUUCCUACGGAUUUUGAUAUUCUACCACACCUGAUACUACUUGGCUUCGAAUUUGGAUUUUGAUAACUGCUUUCGCGAAUUACCUUGGCAAGAUAUCCGGACUACUGGCUGCUCACGAUUUUGGAUUUGUUACUUGAUAACCAUGCCUAAUAAAUCACGAUUGAAGUGCUACUUUGGGUGCGCUAAUGAUGGACCGCUGCAUCAUUUCCCUAACCCGAAAAGUACUAAACUAGAAGAUAUUGAGAAAUUUUCUCGGUGGAAAGCUGUGUUAGAUAAAAUAACACAAGAAAAAGGGAAUGUAUAUAUAUAUAACCAUAUAUUACUGUGCAAUAAGCACUUUUUGGAGGGCUAUCAGCUACCAAGCCGUCGUCUGACUAAGAAUGCUGUUCCCACUUUAAAUCUAGGACGCCAAACUCCACCCAUAAUUGAUCAAAGUAUGCCAUCUACAUCAGGGCUGCAACUUUUAAAAGUACAACAAAUUGACCAAAACAUGCAACCAUCAACAUUAACUGCUAUUCAAGUACCAAGAGGACGCCAAACUCCACCCAUAAUUGAUCAAAGUAUGCCAUCUACAUCAGGGCUGCAACUUUUAAAAGUACAACAAAUUGACCAAAACAUGCAACCAUCAACAUUAACUGCUAUUCAAGUACCAAGAGGUCAUCAGCAGCCGAGUGAUGCAGAAUCUGUCGCAUUGCAGACUUCUACAAUUUAUAAACCUACAAUGAGUCUUCGGAAACAACAAAAUAAUAUUAAAAUUAUCAAUAAAUUGAAGAUGAAGUUGGAAAAAAUGGCAUUGAAAUAUAAAAAUCAAAAAAGACAAAUACAAGCUGCUAAGAAAAUGUCAAUGAAUACAGCGUUUCUGUCGGCAAUUGAAAAACUACCCGAAAGUAUAAAGACUUUCACAAAGCUUCAAUUAAAAAGUCAAAUAAAACCAAGAGGAAGACGGUUUACUAAUGAGGAAAAGGUUAUGGCACUAACCAUAUUAAAACAAAGCCCAAAGGCGUAUGAAUUAUUAAAAAAAAUGUUUGUGUUGCCUUCAAAGAGAUGUCUGCAGGGCUUAUUACAUUCUUUUAGAAUGGAACCAGGCAUCAACAAAGAGAUUUUAGAAGAUUUGAAGAAAGUUGCAAGUCGCAUGUCUACGGAAAAUAAACUUGUUAACAUUUUAUUUGAUGAAGUUUCCUUGGCACCUGGCGUAGAAUAUAAUGCAGCUAUUGGCAAAAUCAUUGGCUUUGAAGAUUAUGGAUAUACAAGAAAUAAAACUCUGGCUGACCACGCACUUGUCUUCAUGAUAAAAGGCAUAAAAAGUAAAUGCAAACAGCCCAUUUGCUUCACAUUUUGUAAAGGAACAACAAAGGCGGCAGAAUUAAAAAAUCUUUUGAAAUGCAUUAUAAAAGAAAUAAAUGCAACUGGCUUAAUAGUUGUGGCUACUAUUUGUGACCAAGCCACAACAAAUGUAAGAGUGGUGCGGGAGCUACAAAACGAUACCAGAGAAAGAUAUGUUCGACAGGGGAAUAGCUAUAAUAGUCAAGCGUUUGAAAUUAAUGGUAAAAAAAUAUUUCCCCUGUUCGAUACCCCGCACCUUCUCAAAGGAGUCAGAAAUAAUUUAUUAAGUAAAAAUGCCAAAUUUGUACAAAAUGGUGAAGUCAAAUGGGCUAAAUGGGAACAUCUAAAAAUGUUAUUAGCUGUUGAUGAUGGGGAUGACGAAAUUCGACUAGUCAAUAAGCUAACAGAAAUGCAUGUCGAUAAAAACAAAAUACCCAAAAUGAAAGUCAAGUUUGCGGCACAAGUGUUCAGCCAGAGAGUGUCUAGUGCCUUGAGAUUUUUGUCAAAACACAACAUUCUGCCAGACGAAUGCCAAGGGACUGCAGAUUUCCUCUUAGUGUUCGACAAGCUGUUUGACUCAUUUAAUGGCCAUUCUUAUGAAGGAUCGCCUAAGAAAUAUAAGCAGUGUUUAAAAUAUAACUCACCCCAUUUCCAACUGUGGAAUGAAAUGUUGCCAAUUUUAGAAUCAAUUAAAUUUGAAUCAGUAGUUAGAAAAAAUGAUUCUGUAUUGAUUAAGCAUGAGUCGAUCCCUUCAAUCAAAAAUUGGAUUCAUAAUAUAAAAACUUUUAAGGAAAUGUGGUUGCAUGUGAAUGUUGAUUAUAAAAUAAAAAAUUUACUUACUAGAAACUUUAAUCAAGAUCCUUUGGAAAACUUUUUUAGUAGUAUUAGAAGUAAUGGUGUACGUAAUAUUAAUCCCAAUUGUAAUCAAUUUAUGAAUGCUUAUAAAACACUGCUGAUUAAUAAUUUUAAUUCUGUUCAUUCAGUUAGAGCCAAUUGUGAGGACGAUUUCAAUAAAUCAUUUCAAUCAUUUUUUAAUUUGAUUGCUAAUAAACCUGAUUUGCCAGAUAAUGAUGAUUUUGCAUGUGAUAUUGAUGCACUAUUAAUGGUGAUGAAUGAAAUUAAAAUAAAUGAUUCAUUGAUUUAUAAGGAAUCAAAAAAAUAUGUAGCGGGGUACAUAAUAAAAAAAAUUAAAACUAACGUUUUCAGGACGUGUAAGACUUGCAUGCGUGAUUUAUGUAGAUCAGAAGUUGAUGUGCAAUCUUUCAAUUAUGAAGUUGAUUAUACAAAAAAAUCAUUAUUUCAUCCCAGCGAUAAUUUCCAUAAUUUAAUGGCAGAUAUUUAUCAUUUGAUUGUAGCAUGCUUACGUGAUUGCCCAGAAUCAAAUGUAUUAUAUAAAAAAAUAAAGUUUAUGAUUAAUUGUGCAUGUGAUUAUAAUAUAAUAACCUGUAUAAAACACAAAGAGUUGUUGAUUGAAUGUAUUAACAACCUUGCAAUCAAGUUGAUUAUACACAGUUGGUGUACAGGGGUAAAUAGAAUUUUGAAGGGCAAAAUAAUGACAUUCGAUAAGAAUGACCAUGUCAAACAGCAAGCUUAUGAUUACUUUAAAAAGAAACCAAUAAAAAAUUAAAUCAA
Messenger RNA from Spodoptera frugiperda (fall armyworm), 3370 nucleotides. RefSeq lists its product as uncharacterized. The record is from RefSeq and is a predicted model, not a curated record. The transcript has 7 exons. Bases 558 to 3365 code for a protein of 935 amino acids. Lineage: Eukaryota; Metazoa; Arthropoda; Insecta; Lepidoptera; Noctuidae.